GCGUUAAACAUGCUGCCAGUGAAAUUUAUCGGCCUAGUGCCUUCUAAAUAGUUAAAGACAAUCCAGAAUUUAAACGAAGAGCAUCAAAUACGCCUGUUUUAAACAUUGGGUGUUGGCGAUAUUUAUUCAUUAAGCUUGAACUUAAUGGAUGUUCUUCAUACAGCAGUGAAGUCUGUACCAGGGCUAUGUGGGUGAGUGUUAUUCUAACUGAUCCCCAUUACAGAAUGGGUUGCGAAAUUUGGAAUAAGUAAGCGGCAAGACAUUAACCGCUCUCCGUUCAACUCUUCAUCUAGAUAUCUAGAUAUACCUAAACACCGCCUAGAAGCCUCGUCUCCUAAUGAUUAUAGUUGCCUGGCAAUGACCUUGCCUGGUGAUACCACGAUGAUGCCUAAGAGCCUCAUCAUUCUAAUACGUGCAGCACUAUGUUGAAAGAGCGUUUGAAACUCCUAAUCACACUCUCUUUUUCGUUCUCAACGCGUCUUCCAUUUCAUGAAAAACUUAGAGAACAAUUGCAACUCCGGUACAAUUGAUAAAAGGUCUUACCAUAGCCAAAGCACUCAUUACAACAACCUAAUCCUUGUCCACAAGGGUACAAAUCAACUAUACAUUUACGUAUAGAGGAGACUAAUAAUCUUCUGGGUAUAAUCUACUUCCAGUAGAUUUGAAGCGUCAUACCUGCCAGCCCAUCUAUAAUGGCGUCUGACUCCAGGACCCCUCUUGACUAUGUCAAAAACCGAAAAUGUAUCCACAAAGCCGCCAGCGACAUCAAAUACAAUAUCCCGGAAGACCCAGCUUGGUGGUUCUUCAACAAUGCUGCCGAUAAGUUCCUUCAGAGUUCCGAGUCAGCCCUUAGCGUCGUCCAUCACGAACACCCCUACGAGGCGGGGCAUCGCAUAGCCACAGAUACCGUUCGCUUUUAUCAUGAUGUAUUACAGAAAGAUAGGAUCCGUGGAUGGGAAAAAGUUCAAAAGGUUCAACCCGUGCUUUUCAUCUCAUCUUCCUUCGCGAGGUCACAAUGUUCGGUAAACCGAGAGGGGCGUCCGCUUAAGGUGAAUAUGGAGCGCGUGAUCUUCGAGUUUCUCGAGGGAUUCCGCCCGUUUAUCCCGCAGAAUUGGGCCUUCGUGUAUAACGCAGGCAGGGACAGGCUCGGCACGAUGGAGCGUAUCCCACACCUCCAGCUCCCAAGUAGUCAGUCCACUUUUGGAAAGCACCUCUUGGUUUUAGUGGGACUAGAGAAUGCCAAUACACCCGAACAAGAGGUUACGUUUAGACGUUUCAUUAGGGUCAUCGAAAAGCACUUCGUCAGAAACGGGUUGGGGAAAGUCUUGCUCGUCUGUCGUAAGCCAUUUGACAUUACUGGCAUGCUAAGGGACGCCACUUCCGUCAUAGAUAUCAUGGGGAAAUAUGUACCAGAAGAACCAAUCACUGAGAAUAAUCAAGUAGAUCAGCCAUGAUAAUCUUCGUAGAUAGGUAUUGAUAAGUUAGUAUAGACCGUAUAUCGUAAGGUUUGAUAGUCCUAUUAUACCCAUACAAGGUAGCUUUAUAAAGAAUGCUCGUCUCCCUAUGGUGAAAUUCGAAUGAUAAGCUUCGAUAUGCGAUAUAUAUGAAACAUAU
Molecule: messenger RNA, 1614 nt
Organism: Hypoxylon trugodes
Lineage: Eukaryota; Fungi; Ascomycota; Sordariomycetes; Xylariales; Hypoxylaceae
Exons: 1
Coding region: 693-1454 (253 amino acids)
Source: RefSeq, a predicted model, not a curated record